This is a messenger RNA of Closterium sp. NIES-65, 449 nucleotides long. NCBI's taxonomy places the organism in Eukaryota, Viridiplantae, Streptophyta, Zygnematophyceae, Desmidiales, Closteriaceae. The record is from the annotation of a GenBank genome assembly.
GAGACGGUGGUAUACGUGGUGGAUACAGGUCCAUCCGUCCCACAGAGCGUGUUUCAGGAGUGCCGGCUCUGGGUGGAGCAGCAGAUGGUGCAGAAGGUGAGGAUAGGGGUGUUUCACGAGUGCCGGCUCUGGGUGGAGCAGCAGAUGGUAAAGGUGGGGUUGGGUGGGGAUGUGUGGGGGUGGGUUGGUGUGGGGUUGUAUGGGGUUGCAUGGGCAUGACUGUAUGCAAGCUCAUCCGCCCAUCCGUCCCACCGAGCGUGUUUCAAGAGUGCCGGCUCUGGGUGGAGCAGCAGAUGGUUCAGAAGACGAACAACCCCUUGGAGGAGGUGGAAGGGUACGAGAACAUAGCCGUGGUGGUGCCUCACAGGGUGGUGGAUCCAUCCUCGUUACAAGCUGUGCACGCUAUGGAGCAAGCAGCAGACUCGAGCAUCAGGAGUGACUGUGAGUGA